Messenger RNA from Sodiomyces alkalinus F11, 1053 nucleotides. RefSeq lists its product as hypothetical. Lineage: Eukaryota; Fungi; Ascomycota; Sordariomycetes; Glomerellales; Plectosphaerellaceae. The record is from RefSeq and is a predicted model, not a curated record. The coding region runs from base 217 to 1053 and encodes 278 amino acids. The transcript is spliced from 8 exons.
CCCAAGAAGCCCCCUUUUUAAUCCAUUUAUUUAUUAUGCAUUCUGGUGUAGGGAUAACCAUCGACUUUGGUCUUCUUCAUGAAUGUCGCGUGAUUGAUUGGGUGCCUGUAAGGAGCGGUUAUACGUUCGCCCUAGCCCUUAAUACGGCGUAUAAGAGAGUCCAAAGAGGCUGAAUUGCAAUGCGACGCGUGUUCUAAGCCCCUUCGCUUUAGUUUGAUGCCGAGGAAGAAAUCGCCCGCACCUACGGAGAUGAUCGAAAUGAACAUGUUGGAUUCCCAUGAGCCGUCAUUCGAGAUUUUGAACAUCUGUCUGAAGCCAUGUACCCUUGGCUCCGUCUGGGCAGCAGAGAGAUUGGAGAUUCAGUCCGUCCGUUGCCUGAUUAUGUGCGCUGGCUCGUGUGUCCACGCCCAGGACAUCCCCAUCCCUGAUACCCUCAUCUGUCUUCUUCUUGAUCUCAAGCUGCCCCUUCCUGGUUGGGGGGGAAAUAUUUCCAAAGUGCAAAGUGCUCUCCCUAAUCCCCCUUCAGAAGACUGCAGCUCCAUGACAGGAGACAGGAGUUGCUGGGCCCCCUUGGAUGGACCGGCGUUGCAACGGUACCCCACCGGCAGAGGGCGCGAUGUCACUUCGGGGUGCCGGCUUUUCGACUUUUCGACUGCUAUCGCCAUUCUCUACCCUUUUCAGACCAUGGCAUUGCCUGAUAUUGGACAGUGGUCCCUGGUCAGAUCAACGACACAUAGGAAUGCGACCCGCAACCCGCAACCCGCAACCCACAACCCACACACUCAUUACAUCCCCAUUUCCCGCCCUGGCGGUGUGCGUACCCGCCACAACUACGGACUCGCCUACUGGGUGCAGAAACCGGCAACUUUGGCGGAGAACAGUUUCUUGUUCGGGCAUCAAAUCCUCACUCACCGUCCGGCGACCGAAAAAAUGCCCGAUGUCAACCCUGGACUGCCGCGAAGAUCGCUUCACGCCAUAUUGUACGCAUACGACGAAGUAUUCCCCAAAAGCAGAAUAAUUACAUAUGUCCCCGUCCCUGGUCGACUCGCCUGA